AUGACCAAAGACUGGCGUAGUCUUCGAGCGGAUGUCCAUCAACUUUACUGCAAAGAGAACCAAAAACUCAAAGAUUUGAUGAGGAUAAUCGAGGCUCGUCAUGACUUCAAAGCGUCGGAGCGGUCAUAUCACAACCAGCUACGCAAAUGGGGCUAUAUGAAGUACAAACUUCAUGAUGGUCAACGAUCAAGUGACAAAGCUCGCUCCCCUUCACUCGCUCGUUCUUCUACCGCCACCGUAGACGAACCUCUAGGAGGCUUCCUUCCAGUCGUGUCGAGCUCAGCAAUGGAAACGAGGUGA
Molecule: messenger RNA, 300 nt
Organism: Colletotrichum aenigma
Lineage: Eukaryota; Fungi; Ascomycota; Sordariomycetes; Glomerellales; Glomerellaceae
Exons: 2
Coding region: 1-300 (99 amino acids)
Source: RefSeq, a predicted model, not a curated record